Impatiens glandulifera is the source of this 498-nucleotide messenger RNA. RefSeq lists its product as uncharacterized. NCBI's taxonomy places the organism in Eukaryota, Viridiplantae, Streptophyta, Magnoliopsida, Ericales, Balsaminaceae. Bases 1 to 498 code for a protein of 165 amino acids. The transcript has 2 exons. The record is from RefSeq and is a predicted model, not a curated record.
AUGGUUUAUGGUCAUGAACCAAAUAUUUCCCAUCUAAGAAUUUUUGAAUGUGCGGUAUAUGUGUCAAUUGCUCUACCACAACGCACAAAGAUGAAACCUCAAAGAAGAUUGGAGAUAUAUAUUGGAUAUGAAUCACCAUCUAUAAUUAAAUAUCUUGAGCCAUUGACGGGAGACUCAUUCACGGCACAGGAAAAUAAGCAGUUGGAAAAGGAAAUAAUCUGGCGUGAGUUAUCAUUAGCUCACUACGAUCCUCGUACAAAGCAAUCUGAACUUGAAGUUCAGAAAAUCAUUCAUUUGCAAAAUUUAGCAAAUCAAUUGCCAGAUGCGUUUACUGAUCCUAAAAAGGUUACGAAAUCUUAUAUUCCAGUUGCAAAUGCUCCAAUUAGGAUUCAUGUCCCUGAAGGACAACCUACUACUGCUAACGAGCCUAAAAUGCAAGUGAAAUGUGGUAGAUCAGUCGGUCCAAAGAUAAAAAUCCUCGAAAAAGAAAAGAAGUAA